AAAACUUAAAAUGCGCAUACUUUUCUGCUGUGUUUCGCUAUAUUGAUGUAGUGCAAACUGAUUAACCAAAAAACCGUUUUGGAGGAUAGUGGACGCGCUUACUUACGAGUCGUAGAGAGAAAAGCCAUAAUAUCGGACUUUUAGCAUUUUACAAGCCUACUAAUGGCCAACUGCUGUCCUACCUCGACCAUGACCUUCAUCAUGUACUCGUAUGGGAUGGAGAGAAUCAUUAUUUUCUCUUCCAAAGAAGCUCCUAUCCGGGACCUCGUUGGUACACUCAAACUCGACGACGGAUGACACAGAGGAAAAAACACAAUCCUUACCAUGUCACCUGCUAGGCGUUGUUUAAUCUUUCCUGAUAGUCCUUUGACAUGAAGGAAGUUCACAAUCCUUUAUAUUUGGAUCAUUCUGGGUGGUUUGGUGAUUGCUAUUAUUGAUUAAAUACAUAUUUCUUCAGGAUAGUCGUUAAGCUUAAGUUAUAAACAGCUAAAUUUUGUUAAACGAAUUGUGAGCUACUAGAUUUGACAUCUUUUUUUUUUGUGAAACCAUAAUAUUGUACGUCUGUUUAAAAUGAUGAUAAGAAUAAAAAUCAAGCAGCC
Messenger RNA from Acanthoscelides obtectus, 599 nucleotides. The record is from the annotation of a GenBank genome assembly. Lineage: Eukaryota; Metazoa; Arthropoda; Insecta; Coleoptera; Chrysomelidae.